Ahaetulla prasina is the source of this 2917-nucleotide messenger RNA. RefSeq names its product disintegrin and metalloproteinase domain-containing protein 21-like. The record is from RefSeq and is a predicted model, not a curated record. Gene Ontology annotation, biological process: male gonad development; proteolysis. Bases 340 to 2538 code for a protein of 732 amino acids. Gene Ontology annotation, molecular function: metalloendopeptidase activity. The transcript has a single exon. Gene Ontology annotation, cellular component: plasma membrane; sperm head plasma membrane; external side of plasma membrane. NCBI's taxonomy places the organism in Eukaryota, Metazoa, Chordata, Lepidosauria, Squamata, Colubridae.
CGGCUGUGAUCUUUACAAGAUUCAUCCAGAACAACUGAGAAGGGGAAGGGUCUGAAGCGCUUGAAAUGUCCCCUCUUUCCCUAGUGCCCUCCCUAUUUUAGCGCUCUCGUUAAGCAAAGAUGGCCACCAAGCCAGACAGUUGAACAUGCCUGAAGAAUCUUGAUGGCUCAAGCAAGUGAUGGAGCCAUCGCUUUCUUGGACUUCGAUGAACUGAAGUAAGCUCUCACAAAAUUAAUUGAUCCACACAAACCAACCCUUGACUUCCCCCCACCACCAUUGGAUGUCCACAUCAAUCUCACCUCCAAGCAAAGCAUGUGUGAAACUCAACACAGUUGAAUCAUGAUAAGUGUGGGUAGAUAUCAUGGGUUUUUCCUCCCGCUGGCAACCAGCAUUGCAUUGGUGGUCUUCACCCUUUCCACUAUACAUGGCAGCUCAUUGCUUCCUCCAGCAUAUUCCUCUUACGAGGUGAUAAUCCCAAAACAGUUAGCAGCCCGAGAAGGGAAGACAAAGAAGGAUGAAUUAUCUUACAUCAUCAAGGCAGCAGGAAGGGAUUACAUCAUCCGGCUCAACCCCCCAAAGCCUUUGCUAGCUAAAAACCUUCCAGUCUUCACAUAUAAUUCGAAGGGGGAACGCGUUGAGAGCCAUCCCUACAUGCCAGUUGAAUGCUACCGUCAAGGUCACGUGGAAGGUAUUGUUGGUUCUCUCGCAGUUCUUAGGACCUGUCUUGGUCUCACUGGUUUGUUGAAAAUCGGUGCAAGAAUUUAUGGCAUUGAGCCUCUGCAGAAUUCCUCUGCCUUUGAACACCUUCUCUACCUCUCUGAAGAAUUGCAACCUAUUUUGUCAUCCUACAGAGCAGGGGUGGGACGUACAAAGCACCAAGCAAAAGAUCUGCGGACCAGACAAACCACAGCGACAUACAAUUUCCUCCAGUUCGAAGAUUUCCCCAAAUAUAUCGAACUAUAUGUUGUAGUGGACAAAAACGUAUUUGCCCAAGAAGCAAAUAAUGUCAGCAAAGUGCAAACUGUAGUGCUGGAUGUGGUGAACAUAGCCGAUGCCACCUUUGAGGGUCUCAAGACACACAUUGUCCUAGUUGGACUUGAGAUCUGGACUGAAAACAACCUAAUAGAUAUUUCAACAGACAUCAGGAAAGUUCUUAAAAAUUUCAAUCAGUGGAGAAUAACCAGCACGGCCAACAGGACAGCGUAUGACACAGCCUUCUUAUUCCUUCAACAGACUUUUGAAGAUACCUUGGGACAGUCCUACCACUCUGCUAUUUGCGAGCCCAAUUUUUCAGCAGGACUCCAAGUCUACCUCCAGAACCAACUGAGCCGCUUCGCAAGGGGAUUUUCUCACGAGUUGGCCUCCCAUAUUGGGAUGAACCAUGACGACGCCUACUGUGUCUGUGGCAAACACACAAGCUGCAUUAUGCACACGUACUACCCCUCCGUCGACCUGUUCAGUAACUGCAGCAUUCUGGAUUUCAUAGACCUUUCCGAACAGGGCCUCUUGGGUUGCUUGCUAAACGUUCCCCAGAUACCUUCCAGAUUUGAGAACUGUGGGAACGGGGUUUUGGAUGUGGGCGAACAAUGCGAUUGUGGGGGGAAAAACACAUGCGUACACGAUCCUUGCUGCACUCUUGAUUGCCGUUUGACAAAAAAUGCCCGUUGUGGGACAGGAAAGUGUUGCCGAAAAUGUAUGUUCAUUCCCAAAGGAGAAAUCUGCCGGGCUAAAGCCAAUGAAUGUGACCUCCCCGAAUACUGUAAUGGGAAAUCUGCACAUUGCCCCAAGGAUUUGUAUCUGCAGGACGGAACACCCUGUAGCAAAUACACUUCUUACUGUUACAAAAAGAGGUGCUGGAAUCACGAUUUCUUGUGCCGCAGGAUCUUUAAAGGACAAUCCAGGUCAGCUCACGAGAGAUGCUACCUCGGUCUGAACAUCCUGGGGACUCCCUAUGGCAACUGCGGCAUUCACCCUUCCAGGAAAGGCUAUUUGAAAUGCAAUCCCCUGCAUAGCAUGUGUGGAAAAGUUCAGUGUGUCAACGUGGAAUCUCUGCCGAACGUGAGAGACAUGGUGAUCCAUAAGAACGAAGUGCAAGGGAAGGUGUGCUGGAGCGCUUCACAUCUCACCGAAAUCCAUCACCAUGACAUCGGGUCGGUCCCGAACGGCAUCAUGUGUGACCCGUACAAAGUGUGCAUCAAUCGCAAAUGCGUCUCCAAAGCCGUACUUAAUUCGAGCUGCGACCCGCGGCAAACCUGCCGAGGCAGAGGCGUCUGCAACAACCUUCACAAAUGCCACUGCAAUAGCGGAUGGGCCCCUCCGAACUGCAAGUUUUGGGGUGCAGGAGGGAGCAUUGACGGAGGGUUUCCUGUGAUUGCCUGGGGCAGCUCCUUGGCAAAAUACAUCCUGGGAACCAUCAUUCCUUUUUGCAUGUUGAUUGUCGCGGCUGUUCUUUUGAUUUUUCCAAAAGUGUGGGAACUCGGGGGAUCAUUUCUGAGGUGGUGGAAAACUCAUCGUAAAGUUAGCAGCCUGUUCAGAUAAAACUCAGAACUUUCCAACGUGGAAAACGGCAUUGAGAGCAAAACCCAAAUGGUUAAGAUAGUUUGGGUCACUGCAACAUCAAAUCCAAUACUUUCCUCUAUUGAAAAAGGGAAAAGGAAAGGCAGGGGGGUGGGGAGGGCAGGGCAGGUAAUAAAAUCACUUGCAAAUCAAACUUGUGAACGUGCCUGCUAAACAAUGCCUCUUCUUAAGCGUCUCAGAAUGUCAGGAAAUGCACGUGGAGGGAAUUUAUUCUGUACGACUCCAGUGAUGGAAGGGAGGGAUCCCCAAAAGGUAACCUCUUCUGGGCUACGAAAACUACAAGAUAAGAGAGUUCAGGAGGAAUGAGGGAAGAGACUGCAGUCGUGGGGCUGAGAGAACU